AUGCGAACAGAUUCCGUUGCCGAUUUGAAUCCUUCAAGAACUAAUUGGAACAUAGAAGCGAAAAUAUUGUCUAUUGCCUAUCGAAGGGAUUUCUUCAUGAAAAGGGUUUUAAUCCUUGCCGAUGAAAAGGGUGACAGGAUUGAAGCUACUUAUGUGUUAAAACAUUCUGAGAAGAAUAUCCCUAAACAUGUUUACGAAGGGGUAUGGUAUUCCAUCAAAGAUUUUAGAGUCAUAAAGCCUGUGUUGCCAGAAAGAAACACCAACCAUACGUACCAGAUCAAGGUUGAUGAGAAGACAAGCAUGAUGCGCAUAGCUCCUCUGUCUUCCAAAGAAUACUAUCACUUUGAAGAUUUCUCGCAUGUUUUAAAAGAAAUCGUUCCUGUGGAUAAUUCCUAUGAUUUCUACGGAUCUAUAAUUGAUGUUGGUGAAUUGAAAGAAGAGGAUAGUAAAAUGGAUGAGUAUGGGAAUCCUUAUAGAGUCAACGGCUUGGUUUUCCAAAUGAUUAAUGGAAGGAAUGAAAGAAUUAGUUGUCGUAUUAGAGGACUAGGUGCUCAUAACUUCUUAAGGGAGUGGAGGUCAAAGGGUUACAAUAUCACUUACAAAACACACCCGGUGUUUUGUGUCCUUCGAUUUUGGAGAGUAUCUACAUAUCACGGUAAGCCCUGUAUUACUAAUGAUGAUGAAGGUGAUAGUGGAGCUUCAAGGACAUUUCUUAACCCAACCAAUACUGGUCUAGAAAACCACAAGAUAAGCUCUGAAUUUGCUGCAAACUACCAUUUCAGAGUAUCUUCCGAGGAAUGA
Molecule: messenger RNA, 801 nt
Organism: Capsella rubella
Lineage: Eukaryota; Viridiplantae; Streptophyta; Magnoliopsida; Brassicales; Brassicaceae
Exons: 6
Coding region: 1-801 (266 amino acids)
Source: RefSeq, a predicted model, not a curated record